Triticum turgidum subsp. durum (durum wheat) is the source of this 1074-nucleotide messenger RNA. Lineage: Eukaryota; Viridiplantae; Streptophyta; Magnoliopsida; Poales; Poaceae. The record is from the annotation of a GenBank genome assembly.
AUGGGCUCCGCCAUGGACCACGUCGGCGCGGCGGGCGGGAGGGCCAAGAAGGCGUCCGGCGGCUCGCAGCUGUGGAAGAAGGCGCUGCUGCAUUCCAGCCUCUGCUUCGUCAUGGGCUUCUUCACGGGCUUCGCCCCCUCCUCCGUCUCCGACUGGCGGUCCGUCGCGCCCGCCGGGGUGGGGAGCAGCCACGUGGUGAAGACGCCGCAAGUGAUCGCGUCGGGCGCGGCCAUGGACCGGAGCCUGCUGGCGCGGGACGCGGCCGCGAGAAUCGGGGGCGUCCCGCGGCCUCUCCUGGUGGUCGUGACGACGACCGAGUCGACGCCUACGGCGGCCGGCGAGCGGGCGGCGAUGCUGACCAGGAUGGCGCACACCCUGCGGCUCGUGCCGCCGCCGCUGCUGUGGGUGGUGGUGGAGGCCGCCCCCGACGUGCCGGCGACGGCGAAGCUGCUGCGCGACACGGGGAUCCUGUACCGCCACCUGACCUACAAGGAGAACUUCACGGCCGCCGAGGUCGCCGCGGGCAAGGAGCGCCACCACCAGCGCAACACCGCGCUGGAGCACAUCGAGCGGCACCGCCUCGCCGCCAUCGUCCACUUCGCCGGCCUCGGCGACGUCUACGAGCUGCGCUUUUUCGACCAGCUCCGGCAGAUCAGUACAUUCGGUGCGUGGCCGGUGGCGAGGAUGUCGCGGAACGAGCGGAAGGUGGUCAUCCAGGGCCCUGCGUGCAGCUCCUCCAAGGUCCUCGGCUGGUUCUCCAGGGACCUGAUGAGCAACGGCACCGCCGGCACGGGCGGCGGCACGGCGGCGACCUCGCCUGAGAUUGACGUCCACGGCUUCGCCUUCAACAGCUCCGUGCUCUGGGACCCCGAGCGCUGGGGCCGCUACCCGACCUCCGAGCCCGACAAGUCCCAGGACUCGAUGAGGUUUGUGCAGCAAGUGGUGUCGGAGGAUUAUAGCAAGGUGAAGGGCAUUCCUCCAGAUUGCCUGGAGAUCAUGGUGUGGGGCGUCGACACGCCGCCGCCGCCGGCCCCGUCUUCCUCGCAACAAACUCCGGGGAAUAAGAGGAGGUAG